UCACCAUGUGACGUCAAUGGACACUUGCAUUUGAUUCAGUCAUAAUGAAUGCUGAUAAUUACACCUGCACUUUUCCUACUGUGACAUGUGAAACUAUCUGAGAUUAAGGCUUAUAUUAAGUGUAUGCACAUUCAAAUAAAGGACAUAUUAUCUCAGAAAUAACUGGAGACGUGUGAUUUUAUCCUUUCUUCAAUUCAAUCCAUCAAAUCAUACACAAAUGAUUAUGCCGUUAUUUCACUUCUAUUGAUGCUUCUUGGAUCAUAAGAGCUGGGAAUAGAGUUUUGACAAAACUGCAAACAGCACUUCAUCCAACAGGGAGUGCCACUGAACCGCAGGAUGUCUCCUCUGCACUUGGGUGGAGAAGGGGAGGCUAUCCUGCUGUUUGGAUGUAGCGCUCAACACUGACUGAGGUUCAGAUUCAAUUUCCCUCUCAGGAUCUUCAUUCAUAUACAAGGAGCCUGUUCUCACUGAUCUGCAAUCUGUAACACCCACAUAGAUUUAAUAGGAUCAGAGCUGGAUACGGCAGAGAGUGCUGAGUGAGCAGGAGAAGCUGGUGUGUGUGUAUGUGUGUGUGUCCAGGCAGACUAAACCCCACUGAUGUUCCGCAAGUGGUCAGGAAAAUUACAGCCUGUCACAGAUUUUGAUUUUUUUUUAAAGAAGAGGUGUCAACAUUAUGGUUUUCAGCACUAAUGGAGUAACUGAAGGUUGUCCAAACUCACUUUAAAGUAUUUCAUCUCCCCGCAGAGUAGUCAAAUAAGACGGAUGAGUGACUCUGCUUCUCCUCUUCUCAGCCAACUGUAAUCCACAAAUCCUUAUCAGGGUCACCGAGACUCAAUGACACAGUUAGUUACACUCAGCUCCUGCAGGGGACACUUGUAUCUCUAUAUUUGAUAAUACUUAUUUUUCAUUUAGUGUCAGAAAAAUAAAUCUUUAGCUGCUGUGAGUUGAAAGAUAUAUAUCCAGAUAUUAAGAACUACAUGCCUAUUAAAGGGAAUGGACUUCAGUUUUCAUUAACACAUGUAGAAGGUUAAACUGCAGAUCUGCUACCAUGAUCACUCCAACCGUCCUCCCCCACCUCACUGUGCAACCCCACACUGCAGCACGGCUCAGCACAGACCGUGAGGAGCACAGCGAGGAUGACCUAAGUGUUCCUCCAUCCAAUCCUCCUCAUCUGCUUAAUCUGAACCACAGCAACAACAAUGAAGAAGAAAAGGACAAAGCGGAAGAGGAAAAUGAAAAGGAAAAGGAAAAAGAGAAAGAGAAGGAAAAUGAAAAGGAAAAGGAAAACGAGAAGGAAAAGGAAAAGGAAAAGGAAAAGGAAAAGGAAAAAGAAAAGGAAAAGGAAAAGCAAGAGGACAAAGACAAGCCAAAAGAGUUAUUUGUCAUUAAUCCUGCAGGAGGUUUGUAUUACAACUGGCUGUUCAUCAUCACACUACCUGUCAUGUACAACUGGACCAUGAUCAUAGCCAGGGCCUGCUUUGAGGAGCUGCAGCAUAACUACAUCAUUUACUGGGUCAUUCUGGACUACACCUCGGACUUAAUCUACCUGGCUGACAUGUUUGUCAGGACCAGAACAGGUUACCUCGAGCAAGGCUUGAUGGUAAAAGAUGAGAAGCUGCUUAAGGAUCGCUACAUAGCCAGCUUCCAGUUUCGUCUUGAUGCUGUCUCCAUGCUGCCCACUGACAUCCUUUAUUUGUACUUUGGCCUUGACUACCCAGAGAUCCGGAUCAACAAGCUGCUCAGAAUUGGACGCCUGAUGGAGUUCUUCACAAAGACAGAGACUAAAACCAACUACCCUAAUAUCUUCCGUAUUUCAAACCUGAUAAUGUACAUCCUCAUUAUUAUCCACUGGAAUGCUUGCUUCUACUUCUCCUUCUCUAAAUUCAUUGGCUUCGGUGCUGACGACUGGGUUUACCCGGCUUUGGAUGAUCCUGAGGAGCCCGCGUUUGGGCAACCCAUGAGGAAGUAUGCGUUCAGCCUCUACUGGUCCACACUGACCCUGACAACCAUUGGAGAAACUCCACCACCGGCUCUUGACUCGGAAUUUUUCUUCCAUGUGAUUGAUUUUUUAGUUGGAGUCCUGAUCUUUGCCACCAUUGUAGGGAACAUUGCCACCAUGAUCUCCAAUAUGAACGCCGCCCAAGCUCAGUUUCAAUCCAGGAUUGACAACAUCAAGCAGUACAUGCAGGUUCGAAAGGUCAGCAAGGAACUGGAGCUGCGAGUCAUCAAGUGGUUUGACUACUUGUGGAAUAACGGAAAGGCACAGGAUGAAAGAGAGGUGCUGCGGUACCUUCCAGACAAACUGAAGGCUGAGAUUGCCAUCCAAGUCCACAUGGAGACCCUGAAGAAAGUUCGUAUUUUUGCAGACUGUGAAGCAGGUCUUUUGAUUGAGCUGGUGCUCAAGCUAAGGCCACAAGUAUUCAGCCCUGGAGACUAUAUCUGCAAAAAGGGCGACAUCGGUCGGGAGAUGUACAUCAUCAAAGAUGGAAAACUUGCAGUUGUUGCUGAUGAUGGUGUCACCCAGUUUGUUGUGCUAGGAAGUGGGAGCUACUUUGGUGAGAUCAGUAUCCUUAACAUCAAAGGCAGCAAAGCAGGAAACCGACGAACAGCCAACAUCCGCAGCAUUGGAUACUCAGAUCUCUUCUGUCUGUCCAAGGACGACCUAAUGGAGUCACUGACAGAGUAUCCAGAUGCCAAAGGGAUGCUAGAGGACAAAGGCCGGCAGAUCCUGAUGAAAGAUGGUCUGAUUGACUUGGACCCGGCUAACAUCAUGCCUGAGGCAAAGGAGCUGGAGGAGAAGGUUAACAAAUUGUACAACUCCAUGGAGCUAAUGCAGACCAAGCUGAAGAAGAUUCUUGGAAAUUACAAGAAUACUGAUACGACUCUCAGACAUCGCAUUGCCGAUCUGGAGCACCUGACAGGAGAGGAGGUGGAGGAUGAAGAUGAGGAAGAAGAAGAGGGGAAAAAAGAAGAUAAAGACGUUGAAGGGGAGAAAAAGGACGAUGAAAUAUUGGAGGAGAGGGAAGGAGACGGGGUGAAAAAGGAAGAUGAGAAAAAAGACAAAGAUGAAGACGAGAAAGCGGAGGAGGCACAAUCAGCAGAGAAAAAGGAUGAGGGAACUACAGAGAAGAAAAAAUAGAUCCAUUGUUUCUGUAAAAUUCAAAGCACUUUUCUAAUUUGCCACUAUAGAUUUUUUUUCCUUUUUAGCUGGACAAGCCUCGACAGUUAAUUAAUUAGCUUAAAACAACUCUUAGAAACUGGCAACUAGUCUUCAAAAGGUACUGCUAUUGUGUACGCGUUACAAGAAUCCUGAAUUUCAGUUGAAAAAUAUGGCCUUUGACAAUAUUGACAUUUAAUUAAAAUAAUUUUUUUUUUUAUUUAUUUAUUUGGUCGCCUUUUUAUUAUUUAUUAUAUUUGUUUCUAGAUAUGUACAGAGCAGAUUGCAAACCCUCCACUCAUUGCAACCUUAUACAUUGUUGUUGAUAUAUAUUUUCAACAAGUAAUUGUAAAGCUUAGAGACUAGCGUCCCAUGCAGGGAUGUUAUUUCAAACAACAACAGGGCAAGCAGCUAGAUGGUUUUUGUGCACAAGUGUACAUUCUUAAAUGAGACAGGAUACAAUCGAACAUUGGUUUGUUGGUUUGUUGACAACAGCUUUGAAGUCUUUAGUUUACAAUUUCGGCAGUGGCCAUUUUUUGUUCAAAACCAUAAGUGACCACAUUUCAACUCAAGAAUAAAUACCAAAGAUAUUAAGUGUGAAAAAUUAGCUGAGGAAAUGCCUGGCAGACAGCUGGUAGCCUCAAUGUAAUUUAAAUGGAUGGUUUAUAAUAAAUAUACAACCUCUCUUAAUAUUGUCAUCAUUUGGUGUCAGGGAGAAUGGGAGUGGGACAAAACUGCAGGCCAGGAGGGGUGUCUGAAAGUUACCAAAGAGGUAUAACCACUGAAAUGUCAAGUACUCCUUAGGAAAAGUGGAAGUAACAGAAUUAUAACUUGGGAAAACAAAAUCAAGCUCCCUUCAUCUUAAACUUUGAAAGGGGAAAGUAAACCAUAACCAGCAAGCAGCUGACUAGACACUGAAGUAUCUCAGGGAGACCAA
Molecule: messenger RNA, 4094 nt
Organism: Labrus mixtus (cuckoo wrasse)
Lineage: Eukaryota; Metazoa; Chordata; Actinopteri; Labriformes; Labridae
Gene: cnga1a
Product: cyclic nucleotide gated channel subunit alpha 1a
Exons: 8
Coding region: 1049-3139 (696 amino acids)
Biological process (GO): monoatomic cation transmembrane transport; potassium ion transport
Cellular component (GO): intracellular cyclic nucleotide activated cation channel complex; plasma membrane
Molecular function (GO): protein-containing complex binding; voltage-gated potassium channel activity; intracellularly cAMP-activated cation channel activity
Source: RefSeq, a predicted model, not a curated record